UCCUCUCACUCUUUCUCUCUCAUUCCAGAAUCAGAAAAAUCCAAACCCUAGCAGUCGCCAGCUAUGUCCCAAAUCAUCAGAUCCAGUCAUCGUCGUCUUCUUCCUCUCGCAAAAUCCGCCGCGGCCCCGCUGCCGCCGCCGCCGACAGCCCCCGGAGAUCCCCCAAAAUCACGGAGAUUCCUCAAGAUCGGAGCUCUCACAACUCUCACCGCCGCCAUUGGCACCGCCGCUUAUGCAACUUACGCGUAUAGUCUGGAGGAGGUGGGCCAGAAGGCCGGCGAGUUGCAGGCGAAGUCGAAACUUGACGUUGGCGACGACGCUUCUGCUUUCCAAAAAUUUCGGGCUAUGGCUUACGCUACCGCUAUGAAAGUUCCUAUCAAGACUCUUGAGAUUUACAUGGAUAUUAGGAGGGGAAUUGAGGAGCAGGUUCAGGGAUUCACUGAACCAUCAUCAGAGAAGCUUCUUCCAGAUUUGCAUCCUCAAGAGCAACAUGUUUUUACUCUUGUUCUUGACCUCAAUGAAACAUUAGUAUACUCAGACUGGAAGCGUGACAGGGGCUGGAGAACAUUUAAAAGGCCUGGUGUUGAUGCUUUCUUGGAACAUCUUGCUAAGUUCUAUGAGAUAGUUGUGUAUUCAGACCAGCUGAGUAUGUAUGUUGAUCCUGUCCUUGAGAGACUUGAUCAAAAAGGUUGUAUUCGAUACAGGCUGGCAAGAAAUGCAACCAGAUAUCUCGACGGCAAGCAUUAUCGGGACCUAUCCAAGCUGAACAGAGAUCCUUCGAGAAUUCUAUAUGUCAGUGGACACGCAACAGAAAGUAGCCUGCAGCCGGAAAACUGUGUGCCUGUUAAGCCAUGGAAACUAGAAAAUGACGACACUGCACUUAUUGACCUUCUUCCAUUUCUUGAAUAUGUAGCUCUCAAUAGACCUGCUGAUAUUAGACCUGUACUUGAAUCUUAUAAAGGCCGUGAUAUAGCCACUGAGUUUAUCGAGCGGUCAAAGGAGCAUCAGAGGCGGAUACAAGAACAAAGGCAACACAACCGUUUCUGGCGUCGAUGAAUUUCUUUUGACAACUGGAAAAGAAUGUAAAAAGGCCGUACGAGGAAAUUUCUUGUUCGUAAUGAUCCGUAUUUAUUCCAUGGACAACAACAAUAGAAGGAUAGGCAUGGAUGUGUUCUCAUGCCAUUUUGGGUGUUCAUGAUUGAGUAAUCUAAAAAUCUUGGUUUCGAACUAUUCAUCCAAUUGUGUACAUGAGGAUCAAGUCUUCCAUCAGUAAUAAUCAUCAUUGUGGAUGGAAGAGGAAGUUUGAACUUGUUUAAUUCUGUUUUACCUCUAAUGUUUGAACGGAUGUUUACCUAAUUUUGGUUGUUUUACCUGUUUUCAUGAUUAAUACGGUCUCAGGUGCAUAAUGGGUGAUUUGUUCAUCUAAAGCAUCGAUGCCUAUUUUGUUGUUAAAUGAUCAUUAAUAUUGGGGAAAAAAUGAUUUCAGAAAUUCAAUUUCAUGUAGUCUCUUGAAGCA
This is a messenger RNA of Asparagus officinalis (garden asparagus), 1516 nucleotides long. RefSeq names its product mitochondrial import inner membrane translocase subunit TIM50. The transcript has 10 exons. Gene Ontology annotation, molecular function: phosphoprotein phosphatase activity. Bases 64 to 1056 code for a protein of 330 amino acids. Lineage: Eukaryota; Viridiplantae; Streptophyta; Magnoliopsida; Asparagales; Asparagaceae. The record is from RefSeq and is a predicted model, not a curated record.